ACGAUGUAAUCUGCUUUACUUGACACCUUGUUGUUGCCGCCCUAUCUGGCCAGUGAUUGGCUGUUCGGAGCUUCUCAAACACGCCAUUGGUUGAGACAGAUGUUCAUCAGAGCGGUUUUUGCCUCAGGAGAGAAAAGUAUCGGCACUCUUGCUUCUGUCAGCGAGACAGUGAUGGGGACGAGCAGCCAGAGCACCACCAUCAUAGAAACUGAAGAUGACGUCCCCAAUUCCAAUCAGUUUUGCGAUGAAGCUGCAAUGUGCAUUUUAUCUGUGAAAGGCUUGAAAGAGAACUGGCAGAAGUGGUCCGAUGAGCACCGGGAGUAUCAGAAGCUCAACCCCUUCAGUCACGGCACCAGGCCCAGUGUGGUGGCCCCUCAGAGAGGCCAGGACGACUACGGGAAACCCCUGCAGGGCUCCAUGACAGAGCAGAGGGGGAAGGAUGCUCACACAAAUAUAAGCAGAGAAGUUGAGGAGCUGUGUGAGGUGAUCAGGAACAUUGGGGAGCCAGGAGACAAAGAUGGGGAUGGAGGAGGUGAUGGAAAGGUGGUGACCGUAGAAUUUAGGAAACUGUUCGAGCAUUAUGUGACCAUCUCUAAUAAACUGGUGGGUGUUCUUCUACGAGCGAGGAAGCAGAGGCUGGUUGACUUUGAGGGGGAGAUGCUUUGGCAAGGGAAGGAUGACCAUGCAGUAAUCACUCUGUUGCCGUGAUCAGAACAUUUAUGCCUUCAUUCAACUUUCAUGCAGUAUAUUGAGUGGCAAGUAUAGAGCUACUUCAUGGCAGCACUCACUGUGGUAUUCAGAUAUCAGAAAGAUUGCAAUAUUUGUAUUUAAGUUAUGUAAUGAUGCUCCUAUUAAGACAGAAAUGUUUGAUUUGAGUUGCUCACACAAGGAAAACACCUACAUUAGUGUAUGAGACAUAUUUUCUCCUCAUGCUACAAACAAUCUUCUAAAAAUGUAAAAAGUGCAGAAAAAGAAAACUCUGGAACAAGAUUUAUUCAAAAUGAUAAAAUACAAAUAUAAAAAACACAAAUAAAGAGAAACAGAUUGACGAUGACACAGCUAAGAUAUUGUUACCAAAUCAACCUAAUAUGUAUUCUAAGUGGCUUCAAAAUGUUUACAAUUUUCAUGUUUACACUAUUUCACUGACUACAUUUCUCUGUGUUGCUUUAUCAAAUCUUUGCCAAACAAAUACCUUUCACUAUGUUCCCUUUGCUAGGUUUCUAACGUGGUUGAUGAGCCUGAACUAAAGCCAAAGAGAACAUGAGGCUGCCUGUGACAGACAAUAUGGUGCUAUAGGAUGAACUUGAUCCCAGCGUGCUUGAGAGCAUGAAUUUAUUACAAGUGUGCUUUGUAAUUUAACCCUUUACGGUUUGAAAUUUCGUACACCUGCACCACACUGAGAUAGAUGUACAAUAAACUACAAAUGCUGCUCAAAUGAAAUACACUAUAAGCUAUGCACUGACUGAUAAAUGCCAUAUUAAAUGUUGCUUGUAAAAGUUAUUUCUUAGGAUAAGGCAGUAGUAGAUUGUUAAAUGUGCAAUAACUGCUUUCGGUAUUAUAAUAAAGAAAUAAACUGAGUAGCGCCCUGUCUGUUAUGCUGUUACUGUGGGUGCUUUGUGAACUGUAAGCACUGGCUGCUGUAGUUAACCUAAUGACUGAAGAGAGGAGUAAACGGAUACCUCGGACUCACUGCAUUAGGAACACACUGAGAGCUGGCAAUUUAUUAUUUAUUCUUAGUUAAAUUAAUUCUUAAAGUGCAUACAACAUCAUACAGUAUACAGUAUGAUGUUUAUUCUUUACAUUCCCUAGUAUACAGCAGUUUCGUCAUAGCAUACAUAUUCACUUCAUUCAGCAACAAGUUAGUUCAAAUCAUUAACUUCCAAAAUCCUCAGAAUUUCAUGAAAUCAAAUGUCAUUUUUAAACAAAUGCCUCGUUUUUUUGUCAAGCUCAUUAAUACUUAGCUGCUUCUGCUGUAAAGGAGCCCUACAGUACAUAGUUAAUGAAGAUGUUACUCUGUAUAUCAUUAAAUAAAUACAUUAACAUAGCUGAGGAACUUACAGCUGUCCAAAAUGUUGUAUCAAUAUAUGAAUAACACUAAAUCA
Molecule: messenger RNA, 2102 nt
Organism: Notothenia coriiceps (black rockcod)
Lineage: Eukaryota; Metazoa; Chordata; Actinopteri; Perciformes; Nototheniidae
Product: actin-binding Rho-activating protein
Exons: 2
Coding region: 100-708 (202 amino acids)
Biological process (GO): positive regulation of transcription by RNA polymerase II; positive regulation of Rho protein signal transduction
Cellular component (GO): sarcomere
Molecular function (GO): actin binding
Source: RefSeq, a predicted model, not a curated record